AUGUUUCUUCUUCAAGUCCUCCCUAUUGCACUUUCUCUGCUCUUCACGCAGCCUCCCGGUGUUCUUGCCGACGACUGCCCGCCCAUAACAUGGACAAAGGAUCGGGUCGCAAAACGGUCUCCUGCCGGCGCCACGGACAUGGCCUUUGCUCCGAUUGCCUCGGCCAUGAUACCCAUUGUGGCUCGCAAUGAGACCCGGGUCACCCGGCCUGUCAUCCAGCCCGGCGAGAUCAAUUGCCGCUUCUGGCACAAUACAUACGAGGAUCCAACCUACUACACAUGCACCGAGAUGGCCAACCUGUACGGCAUCGCUCUCAAGGACUUCUUCUUCUUGAACCCAACCGUGCUGCCGGACUGCUCCAACCUCAAGCCAAACACGAAAUAUUGUGUCAUCGGGUUUAUUGAGCCCCUUCGCUCUACCGAUGGCUUCUGUGGCCCACAGCACAACAAUGCCACCUGCCUUGGGACCGAGGCGCAGUGCUGCAACGCAGAAACAUGGACCUGCGGUAACACCGAAGAGGAUUGCGCCAACGGCACUUGCUAUGAAGGAGCCUGCUUCGGCGAUGUGGAGUAUAGCACCGAUGGUACUUGUGGCUGGCAGCAUGGCAGCAGAAAGUGUGCCGGAAAAUGGGGGGAUUGUUGCCACCACAACGGUACCUGCGGCACCGGCACUGCCUUUUGCGCCAAGGGGAACUGUCAAUCGGGGAACUGCGAUUGGGAUGCCAUCUUCCAGUUGACAACCACUUCGGUGGCAGCAAGCAGCAGCACCAUUACUACUGACCCCAGCGCAUGGCCCACCUUCCCUAUUACCGACUGCGUGGGCGGCAAGGGUCCGGAAACAAUAGGCGACAGCCUCUGUGAUCGGACCUGCCGCCUCGGCUUCUGCCCCGCGCCUUGCACAUGCACGAAUCCCUCCACCCCCGAACCUCUUCCGGAUACGCCUCCGGGAGUCCAUUGCUGGGGCAUGUUGGGGGUUCCGGCCGAGUAUGACGCCUUGUGUAGCUUUAUAUGCGCCUACUACAGCAUAUACAUGUACAUCCUCCCCGCAAGAGUCUGCACCAUUAUCCCGUACACCACCACCCCGACCGAAGGGGCCGUAUGCGUCCGGGGCGAGGGCGAGGGCGACUACAUGGGCUUGUGCGAGUUCUCCUGCCGCCACGGCUUCUGCCCAUCUGACACCUGCUCCUGUACCCUGUACGGCCACAAAGACACGUGGGCGGGGACACGGCCAGGCCAGACGGGAACCCCGGGUGUGCCGGCGCCAGGCAGGGACGAGAGCUAUGCCGAGUUGUGCAGCUAUGCGUGUGAUCACGGGUAUUGCCCUGAGGGGUUCUGUGUGAUUCCCUGA
Messenger RNA from Chaetomium globosum CBS 148.51, 1347 nucleotides. RefSeq lists its product as uncharacterized. Gene Ontology annotation, molecular function: chitin binding. Bases 1 to 1347 code for a protein of 448 amino acids. The transcript is spliced from 3 exons. Lineage: Eukaryota; Fungi; Ascomycota; Sordariomycetes; Sordariales; Chaetomiaceae. The record is from RefSeq and is a predicted model, not a curated record.